GACAAGAACGGACAACAUGUAUUCCGUAGCUGCAUUCAAGCUCCUAAUCUUGGCCUUCGUUGUUGUGACAGAUGUGUCCUGCGCAGUGUGGGGAGAGAGUUCGUUGCACAGCCUGACAUGCACGAUGGAAGAGCGAAUUAGCCAUCCCACCGACUGCACAAAGUACGUCGACUGCAUUCGUGUCGACGGCAAACUCUUCCCCCGCGAAGGUGAAUGUCAUAAAUCUGCCUUCGAUCCUGUUACCAGGAAAUGCGUUAGUUCUAAGAGAAUGACUUGUGAGCCGCCACGCCGACAAGAGCGUGCUUUAUUUGAGGAUAACGCCUUCAGCUCCAUGUGCUCUGAGGGCAAGGAUGGAUUCUUUUGCGCUGACUGCAAGACGCUCAUCAACUGCGUGGACAGACGCGCAUACAAACUGUCCUGCAUCGACGGUGACAUGUGCAUCAACAAGGAGAACUUCGGAGGCGGGGUCUGUUACCCGAAGGAGCCUGCUGAGUGCACCUGCCAAGAGCCAAACACUUUCAAAGAAGACUUUUAUAACAAGCGGAAGUUCUUCUACUGUAACGAUACCUCUUCAGAUCCUGUAUUCUAUGAGUGCGACGAAGGGAGUGAAUUUGACGCCGCAGAGUCUCAGUGCAAGAAUAAGAACGGCUUGCCUCAAUGUCAUCGAUCAGGUAUCUUCGGUGAUACAAACAACUGCACGCAAUAUUACGCUUGUAUCUCAACCAAAAAUGGGUGGGUGCAAAAGGCUUUCAACUGCAACCAAAGUAACCUGAUGUACAAUGAGCUGACAGGUUCCUGUGAGGACCCUUGCACCUGGCAGGUAGGAUCGUUUACUUGCACUAAAGAAGGACGUUACCCCGACCCAAAAGACUGUCAGCGGUACUUCGAGUGCGUGGCAGACAAGAGCGGACUCAAGCAGGUUCGAAGGAGCUGCCCCGAUGAUUACAGCUGGGACCCGACGGCCAGAGGAGGCGUCGGGCACUGCGUUAAGGCGAGCACAAACACCAACUGCACUCUGGCCACCCAAAACAAGUGCAUCAUUCCACACGGUAUGUGCGCUUCAGCUGCAGUUGCGCCUGUGGCCACUCCUGCACCAGAACCUACGUCUACUUCCCCACCGAUUGUAUCAGGAGACUCAAAUGCCGCGCCAACAACCACAGAGCCCGCGACAACCACAGCGCUUCCGAAAGAACAGGCACGUCGUCUUCGCCGUCCGAACCGCCGCUUGAGCAAUUGAUCAGCAGGUGACUCCAUGACCGGAUCUGACGAAAGGCUUCUACACUAGAUGUGCUCUUUGGCUGGCCGUGAUUAAUUCUAAUUGUCUGCUCCGAAAUCAGCAGUUCGUUUAUGUGGGUAAGAAAAUUUGUGGGGCUGAAGGUUUCUGGUACAAAUUCAUAAUGUAUUUCUAAUGUCUUCUUUGUUUUUUUGACUGUGCCUCGUUUUCUCUCUCUCCCAUACCUAUAUGUGUAUGUGCGUGAGUGUGUGUAUAUUGUGUGUGCAUGUGCAUGUAUGCCUCUCUCUCUCUCUCUCUCUCUCUCUCUCUCUCUCUCUCUCUCUCUCUCUCUCUCUCUCUCUCUCUCUCUCUCUCUCUCUCUCUCUCUCUCUCUCUCUCUCUGCCAAUCCCUGUCUCUGUCCCUCUCAAUCAGUCGGUCAAAUAAAUGCAAGUUGGUUUUAACGUA
Penaeus chinensis is the source of this 1679-nucleotide messenger RNA. RefSeq lists its product as uncharacterized. Gene Ontology annotation, molecular function: chitin binding. Bases 17 to 1237 code for a protein of 406 amino acids. The record is from RefSeq and is a predicted model, not a curated record. NCBI's taxonomy places the organism in Eukaryota, Metazoa, Arthropoda, Malacostraca, Decapoda, Penaeidae. The transcript has 4 exons. Gene Ontology annotation, cellular component: extracellular region.